This is a messenger RNA of Arctia plantaginis, 201 nucleotides long. Lineage: Eukaryota; Metazoa; Arthropoda; Insecta; Lepidoptera; Erebidae. The record is from the annotation of a GenBank genome assembly.
AUGUUUAAGCAAUGCUACCAAGUGUUUAGGGUUUCAAAGUCGAGAUUUGGACGAGGCAAAAGAUAUGGCAUGGGCAAAUUCGGCGACAUGUUGGCGUGGACCGGAGCUUUUGCAGUCGUCGUUGUAAUUUUUAGGUCCCUUUAUUUAAUGUACCAUUUUCGGGAUCACACUGAGAGGAGCAACCUACGGCAAGUUUGUUGA